Messenger RNA from Dermatophagoides farinae (American house dust mite), 1335 nucleotides. Its product is annotated as enoyl-[acyl-carrier-protein] reductase, mitochondrial. Lineage: Eukaryota; Metazoa; Arthropoda; Arachnida; Sarcoptiformes; Pyroglyphidae. Gene Ontology annotation, molecular function: oxidoreductase activity. The record is from RefSeq and is a predicted model, not a curated record. Gene Ontology annotation, biological process: fatty acid metabolic process. Gene Ontology annotation, cellular component: mitochondrion.
UUGUUGUUGUAUUUAACGGUUUUUUUUUCUUGUAUCAAAAAUGCUUCGAGGUCAAUGUGAAAAACGAGAUUACUGAUGCAAGAUUUUUACCGUCGUUGAAUUGGACACUAUUUCGACAACACUAUAUUUUUUGUAUGUUAUAACAUGGAUUUAUAUAUUGUGAUUUAAAAGUCAAGUGCAGUGUGUUUCGAUUCGAAUUAUUUGGGGACAAUAAUAAAUUCUAAUUAAAUUCAAAUUCAAAAUGAACCAACAUAGGUUUCUACGACGGACGGCUCCAUUGUUUUUUACAAAUAUUCGGCUAGCAAGUCAAGCUUUGGCUUAUGAUAAUUUUGGUGAUCCAGUAGCUGUGUUGAAAAAAGUAUCCAUUCAAAAUGAACGAGUUAUCAAGAAUGGUCAUAUUAUGGUUAAAUAUUUAGCCUCACCAAUUAAUCCUGCCGAUAUCAAUUCAAUACAGGGUGUAUAUCCAGUAAAACCUUCAAGUUUUCCUGCUAUCGCCGGUAAUGAAGGUGUAGCCGAAGUUGUUCGUAUCGGUUCCAAUGUUAAACAUGUACAGAUUGGUGAUAAAAUCAUUCCUGCUGUAAAGGCAAGCGGUACAUGGACCACAAAUGCCAUUUUAUCGGAAAAAGAUGUUACCGUCAUCGAUAAGAAUGUGGACGAUUUAUUUGCUGCACAAUUAUCAGUAAAUCCAUCUACCGCUUAUCGAAUGUUAAAAGAUUUCCAUAAAUUCGAAUCAGGUGAAUCGUUGAUUCAGAAUGGAGGUAACAGUGCUGUCGGUUUAUUCGUCAUUCAGUUAGCCCGAUUAUGGGGUAUCAAAACAAUCAAUGUCGUACGAGAACGACCCAAUCUUGAUGAACUACGUGAUCAUUUAAAAUCGUUAGGUGCCGAUUAUGUUGUGACCGAAGAAGAGUUACGAAAAAGAGAAAUAAUGGAACAAAUAUUGGCUGAAAUACCGAAACCAAAAUUGGCAUUGAAUUGUGUGGGUGGUCAAAAUGCUACCGAUUGUAUGCGAUAUCUAGCUGACAAUGGUACAAUGGUCACCUAUGGUGGAAUGUCAAGAAAACCUGUGGUCAUACCAACCGGUUUGCUCAUAUUCAAAGAUCAAAAAUACGUUGGCUAUUGGAUGACUAGAUGGAGUCAGCAGAAUUUUAAUUCCACACAACGAAUGAAAAUGAUUGAAGAAUUAUGUCAAUUACGAAUUGAGAAUAAACUACAGCUACCCAAAAUGGAAAUAAUCAAACUGGAUGAUUGGAAAGAUGCAAUGGAGAACAUGUCCAAGGGUUUCACCAAUGCCAAAUAUGUCUUUAAAUUUGAUUAAAUAAACCUGUUAGCAAUGAA